This is a messenger RNA of Spirodela intermedia, 780 nucleotides long. NCBI's taxonomy places the organism in Eukaryota, Viridiplantae, Streptophyta, Magnoliopsida, Alismatales, Araceae. The record is from the annotation of a GenBank genome assembly.
AUGGGUCGGCGACCUGCGGGGGCGCUAGCGGCCCCGAUGCCCUCACCGAAGCGGCCGCAGCGUGCGCCGGCCUUGGGGACGGCGGCGCCAGGCGGUCCCCAGGAGCAGCGGCUCGCGCAUCUCUCUGAGACGGAGCGCAAGGCGUACGAUGCCAUCUGGAGGAAGGGGGAUAUGGGGAUGUGGACGGCCGACCUCAAGGCUGAGAUGGGUCUCGCCGGCAACAUGCCCACCAAGAUCAUCAACGCCCUCAAGGGCAAGGGCCUCAUCAAGGACGUCGUCAACUACCGCAACCGCGGCCGCAAGAUGGUCAUGGCUGCCGAGUUUGAGCCCAAUAAUGAAAUCUCGGGCGGCUCCUGGUACGUAGACGGCGACCUGGACGUUGAGUUCAUCAGCGUGCUCCGGCCGCUGUGCCGCCGGGCAGUGGAGAACGGCCCGGGCGGCGUGGCCACUCUGGAGUCGAUUGCGAGUUCCAUCCGGGAUUCGAGGGCCUUCAAGGUGGACUGUAGCGUGCAGCAGAUCGGAGAGAUCAUGGGCGCCUUGGUUCUGGACGGGGAAGUGCUGGAGGUGACGAGCACCGGGAAAGGGGAAUUCGUCGGGCUGCCGCCGGGGAAGAAGUGCUACAGAUGCCCGAGGGAGGGCGGUGGGGGGCCGAAGAUGGGAGCCUUCGGCUCAAUACCCUGCGGAGUCUGCCCCAGGAUCGCCGAGUGCACGCCGGAUGGGGUGAUCUCUCCGAAGAAUUGCGUCUACUACGACAAAUGGCUGAGCUCGUUGGAAUUCUAG